Moesziomyces aphidis is the source of this 2877-nucleotide messenger RNA. NCBI's taxonomy places the organism in Eukaryota, Fungi, Basidiomycota, Ustilaginomycetes, Ustilaginales, Ustilaginaceae. The record is from the annotation of a GenBank genome assembly.
AUGCCCAAGGACGACUCCAAGGCGUUUCGCCACGAGGCGGGCGCCUCUGCUGGCAGCAACAACAACGACGACGACUCAAAAGACAAGCCCAAAAAGGUGCUCCGUGCCUGCGACGCCUGCCAUCACCGCCGCGUCCGCUGCAAUCACGAAAACCCCUGCGACAACUGCCUCCGUCUCAACAUCAGCUGCACCUGGAUCAAGGCUUCCAAGGGCAAGCAGGCAUCCGGCAGACGCAUCGAUCUGCUGCGCAAGGGACACAACCCCGCCGCCGCUACCGACCUCGUCCCGUCGCCACCGGGCGCGAGGCUCCCCGCUGAGCAUGCCGCCAUCACCAAUCCAAGUCCGUCCGCAUCGCGCGCCAUCCUGCCUCCGCCGGGGCACUCGCAUCCGCAUCCACAUGCGCAUCCGCAUGCGCAUUCGCCCCGCCACUAUCCUCCGCCUCCCGCAGGCAGCGCCGCAAUGAGCCCGCCCGGCGUCCCUCCCAGCGCCAACUCUCCGUCCCAGAUCAUGGGCGGCUCCAGCCUCUACUCCCGCGACGGUCCCUCCGGCUCUCGCAACUCGUACGGAGGAUACGGCAGAUUCGAUGGCAGCUCCGCCGCUGGCCCUUCCGGUCCCGCCCAGCAGCCAUCACCGUCCUCCCACUGGUCUAGUCCCUCGGCACGCUCGCCAGCCCAUCGCUACCCCUCGCACGGCUCCUACGGCCAAUCAGACUAUCCGCCCUCACAUCUCGCCGCCUCUACCUCCUCUUCGAGCCACCAUGCUCCGCACCAGCCGUAUCAUUCGCCUUCGCAUUCAUACCCGUCGCACCAAAGCUUCCAGAACCCACCCCCACCACCUCACCACCAACGCCAGCCAUCGUCCGCCGCCGCCGGCGCUUCCGUAUCAACUUCCAACUUUGGCUUUGCUCCCUCCGAGACCUUCUCGGAGGGCUUAGGCGGCUCCUUCUCCGAGCUUGCCCCGGAUGUGGCUGCCAGCCUUCGCCUGCCGGACUUUGGCACCUCGCUCGCCGAUUCCUACCUCAAUCCGCACGACGGCGGCGGCGAGCGUAGGCGCAACGUCUUGCUCGACAUGAAUUCGGGCGGUCUCCCUCACGACGGCGGCUCAGGCAGCGCCGGAAACGGCAUGGGCGGAAACGCGAAUGGAUUUCACCAGCCCCACAACGCGUAUGGCAACGGCUCGUUCCAAGGACGCCAGACCUUCCUCGACGUGCUCGGUCAGAACAGCCAGAUGCUCGGCGGACCCUCCUCGACGCCCGGCUCGGUCACCUAUUCCGAGAGCGACGCCAACGAGGCGCACCCGCUCUCCGACUCGGUGCUCAUCCCCAACAUCGCCGUCUUCUUUGAACGCCUCCAGUCCAUCAUGCCCGUCUUCACACGCGCCUGGGUCUUUGACAAGAUCGACCGCGGCGAGCAUCGCACCGACCCGCAGCUCGGCGCCAUGCUGAUCGCCCUCUCGGCGUUUGCGCUGUGCCAGCCCGUCGACUCGACCGACCCCGUGGACAGCUCGUCGCGCAAGCGCAAGGUGCGCCGCCUGCUCGAGGAGUCGGUCAAGAUGCGCAACAGCGCGCUGCUCGGCAGCCAUCCGUCGCUCGAGGCCAUCAUGUGCUCCUUCUUCAUCUUUGGCACGCUCUUUGGUCUGGGCGAGGAGAAUGCGGCGUGGUUCCGGCUGCGCGAGGCGGUGACGCUCGGAUACCUGCUGCGCAUCCACGAGACCUCGUCGUACGAGAACCUGGACAAGGACGAACAGGAGCGCCGCCUGCGUGCCUACCUGCUGCUCGCCAUCACGGAGCGUGCCUAUGCGAUCCAGUCCGGAUCGUCCAUCACGUUCAGAGGCAAUCCCAGGAAGGCGACCGACUCGAUCCGCAGAAAGUUCGACGUGGCCCAGCUGCAAGACUUUCCCAACCUGCAGAGUCGGCUGUUUGACGUGGUCGACGAAAAGUUUGUCGACUGCUGGAACCGCAAGUGCCCUGGGCCUGGAUGCGACUAUCUGGAUGCGCAACGAGCGGUGCAGCUGCACCGGGCGAUCAAGGAGAGCGACGAGGACGAGCAAAAGGAGAAGGAGUCGUUCCACCGCGAUCGCGCCAACACGGGGCCGAUGCGCAGGGACACCACGCACGGCGAGCGUAGGCACCAUCCGUACGCCAGCCACAUGGCCUCGGGCGCCAAAGCGGAGGAUACGCCGGGCGGUGGCGGUGGUGGUGCCUCGCAUUCCAAGUCGGAUUGGGACAAGAGCAAGGUGCAGAAGGCGGAUGUGGAAGUGACGCGCCAGUGGCUGCUGAACCGGUUGUGGAUGACGUGUCGCUCGCACGGUCUGCUGACGGCGGAUGCGGAGGAGGAGCCGCUGCGCAUCGACUAUGCCAUCGACAUUGCGCGCGAGACGCUGCGCGUGUGCAACUCGCUCUCGCUGCGGUCCAUGGAGGCGCACGGCAUCGGCCUCACGCGCAAGCUCAACGACAUUGCACAGACGCUCGUGAUCGUGUGUCGCGAUUAUCCCGCGAUUGCCAUGUCGGUGCCAUUCGAGGGCGAUCCGAUCAAGACGGACCCUACGCUCUUUGGACCGUAUUUCGGCCCUUCGCCACCCGACGCCAGCAGUGUCGGGCAGUACCAGAGCCCAGCGUCCAAUUCGGCCAUGGACGUGGCGACCGAUCAUCCGUCGACGUCUUCGACUGCACCAACCCUCGGCGGUGUGCCGCUCGACAAGGCCUUUUCGCCCAGCUACGCGAUCGAGGCCAUCUUGCACAAGUACCUCGACAUCUUUAAGCGCUUCCGCGGCGGCGACCAUCCUUACCUGCCACAGCUCGUACUGGCCGUCAAGGAGCUCCCCAAGAUGGCCGAACUCAGCUUCGACCGUUUCCUGCGCGAGAUGGGGCUGUUCUAG